This is a messenger RNA of Cylindrotheca closterium, 4446 nucleotides long. The record is from the annotation of a GenBank genome assembly. Lineage: Eukaryota; Bacillariophyta; Bacillariophyceae; Bacillariales; Bacillariaceae.
AUGGGAAAGUCAAAAAAGGGAAAAGGAUCCUCUGGUGACAAUGGGAAAAACGCACCAAAAUGCACGUGUGAUCAUCCCUUCAAUUGCGAUUGCGGCAACCGUCCCCCACGUCCCUCCAGAGGUCACAAAUGGGAUCCUGAAACUCAGCAAUGGGGAGGUAAAGGUCAUAAACAAAAGGGGGCAUCUGGACAGAUUUCCCAGGCAGGAAAACAAGCACAGACGACAGCGGUGGGUCAGACUCAAGUGGCGCAAUGGCAGAAACUACCGUCCACCAUCCUUCGCGACUAUUGCCAAAAGCAAAAGCGACCUCCUCCCAAAUUCAAGGAGUUGAUGAACGAUCAUGCCAAGAAAAAUUUCAAAGUACGGGUGAUUGUUCCUGACGGAAAGGAUAGCAACAAGGAUUUGAUUUUGAGGCCGGCACACCCAGUCGGAAAUGAGGAACAAGCUAAAGAGGAAGCCUCCUUACUUGCCUUGCUUCAAUUGACGCCAAACCUACCUCAUGAGCGCAAGCUACCAGAACCAUACAAAACAACAUGGCUAGCUGCUGUACAGGCACAGAAGGAUGCACAGGAAUCUGGAAACAGAAAGCCGAAAGGCAACAGUGGCGGUGAUUCCAAACCAGCUGCCCCUACAGCAAGCAGUGGCGGAAAAGGAAAUAGCAAAGCUUCCAGUAACACCAACCUUGCCCUAGGCAACACUUUUACAUCGCACGCUGAUCGACGAAAAUUUCAAGAAGAAAAGAAACGACAACAAAACGCUCGCAUCCACAAGCACGAAGCUAUUCGGAUGGCCAAUCGCAACCACCCCGUCUUUCUUUCGGCGACACUACGUCAACAGAUUCAACGGUUGCUAAAAGGAGAUACCAAUCUUGUAUUUGAUGAUUCUGCUGACGACGCUCCCCUAGAACCGUAUCAAUCUGAUCGGCAAGGAUAUGUGGAAGAACGACUGCACCAAGAAGGUUUCACGAAAAUACAAGCUCGAAAGGCUUUCGAGGAGCAGUCGAAAACAAAGAAACAUGCCGAUGAUAAUGAUGACGAAGAACUAUGGGAAGGUCUAUACGAUGACUGCCUGCAAUGGUUGUGUAUUCAUUUGGACGAAGAUCAGUUGCCAGAAGGAUUUGAUCCAAGAGGUGCGACACUGGAGAUUGUCUCCAACGGUCCAGUGACAAAAACGACUACUGGAACUACUGCUAAAACGGACGCUCCUGCUGUUUCACCUGAAGUGCGGAAAUUCGCAAAAGAACAUGGUCUCGUGGAACAGGAGGUGGCCCUUUUUGCAAAGUCAGCUACUAUCGGCAAAUCACUGGAAGAUGUAUUCUGGACAAAGGUCUGCGAACUUGCCAAUGUCAAUCUUGCUGGUGGUGACAGGCGUGGCAAUGCAACCGAGAACAAGCAAAUGUUUGAAGAGGAAAUGGAAGCUAUGGAGGCCAUCUUUCCGUCCGAUUGUGCCAUCACUAGCAUCAAUGGUCUAUCCAAUAUUGCAAUCAAGACUCCAGAAGACUUGGUUCUAAAUCUGGUGGUACCGUCCGAUCAGUAUCCAUCCGUUUUCCCGCUGAAGGUGCUUGUGACAGGUAAUUGGCCAAGUAGAGUGGGCCUCUCUUUCAACGUAGAACUGUUGAAGUUUGUUUCUACUUUGUCCCUCGGCGAGCCAAUGCUGUUUGAAAUCUAUGGACAAGUGCAGGAACUCUUUCAGACGUUGGACGAACUUCCAGCUGUAUCUUUGUCACCCCAAGCUAAACCUGCUGCCAAAACAAAUCAGUUGACACAAGGCAAGGGCACAGCACCCAAAAGUUCAAACGGCAAACAAUUUGAUGCGAAACAUACAAUGCACAGGGUUCAGAAGCGUCCAAGAGCUCGUGGUGAGUUCUGGUCCACUCUACCUACCAAAACUCCACCUGCGACUGCCUACCCGAAGAUUGAGAAAAAUCUUAGCGCCAUCCGAGCUCAACUCCCAGCUGGCAAGGCUCGUGCUGAUUUCCUUGUGCGCAUGAAGGAAGCCGAGAGUCUUAACCGAGUGGUCCUCGUCACUGGAGAUACUGGAUGUGGUAAAACUACACAGAUCCCACAGUUCAUCUUGGAGAACGCACCGAGUGAAUCUAAGAUUGUCGUUGCACAGCCCCGAAGAUUAGCAGCGACAGGUGUUGCUGCUCGUGUAGCUCAAGAGCGUGGAGAAGAAAAGCCUGGAACUGGCAGUGUUGGUUACGUUGUCCGUGGAGAUUCGGCGUAUUGCAAGAACACUAGGCUUCUAUUUUGCACUUUUGGUAUUAUACUGAGACAGCUGCAAUGCGCAGGUGCCCUCGAUUGCAUCACUCACAUUGUUAUUGAUGAGGUCCACGAGCGGAACUUGGAUGGCGAUGUUCUAAUGGCCCUUCUCCGAAAGGCCCUGUCAUCGCAACCGAACUUGAGAGUGAUCUUGAUGUCUGCCACACUCGAUGCAGAUCGUUUUGCUGCUUAUUGGGGUGACAAAACUCCACGAAUGCAUAUUCCUGGUCGCACAUUCCCAGUGGAAGACUUUUUCUUGGAGAAUGUAUUGGAUCUAACUGGAUACAUCCCACCAAAGAAGAAAAAGAAACGGUACUUCAAUUCCCAUAGUCAACCGCGACAAAGGAAGUCCACUCCCUGGAACGAUUCUGAAAUGUCAGAUCCCGAGGAUCAAGAAGAAGAAGAUAACGAAGAGUCGAAGUCAAGUGGAAACUUUGGCGGCCACGUCCCACCCUUGGAAGAGAGAGUUAAAAGAGUUGACGAGUCUAGCGUGGAUUACGACAUGCUUGGCCAGCUUGUUAGGUAUUUGAUUCAAAAGAAUGCCAUGGGUCGUGACGGUUCGAUUUUGGUUUUCCUUCCUGGUGCGCCUGAGAUUAACCAAGCAAAGGCAGUGGUAGGCAAAAUUACUGGAGGGCUAAAUGUAAACCUGCUGCCGCUUCAUGGUGGACUGCAACCGAAGGACCAGAAUGCUGUCUUCAAAAGUUACGGAGGGGUUACUAAAGUUAUCCUAAGUACAAAUGUGGCCGAAACCUCCAUUACAAUUCCGGACUGUACGGUUGUGAUUGAUUCCUGUCGUGAGAAGCAGAGUACGUAUGAUCCAGCCAACCGUAUGCCGAUGUUGAUUGAACAUUUUGCCUCGAAAGCAAGUUUGAAACAACGAAGAGGUCGUGCCGGUCGUGUCCGUUCUGGUAAAUGCUACAAGUUGAUUUCGAAAGCGACGCAUGAAAAACUAAGGGAACACACGGCACCCGAAAUCACCCGAUGUGCAUUGGAUCAGACCUUGCUAUCGCUGAUGUUCCUUGGAGUGGAGCAAGGAAAUGGGUCUUUUCUCAAGACCCUUUUGGACCCUCCAGCCCAGGAAUCUCUUGACGCGGCCGUUUUCAGUCUCUGGAAAGUUGGGGCCUUGGACCAUUCUUCUUCAAACAAAAAUGAUGAGCUUGACUUGACCCCUCUUGGAAUGCACCUUGCCGGUAUUCCUGCACCGCCUGUUGUUGGGAAGAUGCUGAUUAUGGGAUCCAUUCUUGGUUGUCGACGAGCUGCACUUGCAAUGGCCGCAGGAAUCAGUGCCGGAAGGUCACCAUUUCUGAAAAUAGAUCUCCGGGGUAGGCAAGGAGACAGUUCAGAAGAUGUCAAACAACGACGGGUUGUCGAGGAGAGAGCAAAGCUGUUUGAGCGAUCUGGCAAUAGUGACCACGCAAUGCUCGCCACUGCCUUUAUAGAAUGGGAAAGUAUCCCGCAUGGCGGCGGUGGGCGAAAGAGAUAUUGUGAUUCGAUAGGGUUGAGCUUUACUGGAAUACGCGAUAUUCUUCAACUUGUGAAUCAGUAUGACUCCUCGUUGACAGCUGCUGGCUAUGGAAAAUCGGCCGAGUCGGACUGCAAUGCUCACUCGUAUCGCAUUCUACGUACCUGUGCCAUUUCGUCAAUGGCCCCUGGGCAAUUGGUUCGUCUGCAUCGACCGUCUACAAAGUAUGCAGAUACUGCUGAAGGAGCCCGGGAGAAGGAUGGUGUUGCAAGAGAGAUGAAGUUCUUUGUUCGCAACCAAGAGGCAACCCUGGUGCCAUGGAAGUCCAAGAGUAACGACGACAGCUCACAGAAGGAAGAGCGUGUUUUCAUCCAUCCUUCAUCUGCGCUUUUCUCUGUUGGCAACUACAGCUGUCCCUGGUUAGUCUACCACAGCAUGGUCAAGACGAGCAAGCCAUUUCUUCGCGAUGCCACGGAAUGUAGUGCCUAUGCCCUGCUUCUCUUUGGAGGUCAACUGGAUGUCCAAGCACGCAAUGAUACCAUUGUGAUUGACAAUUGGGUCAAACUUUCGGCCAAUGCGAGGAUCGGUGCUCUGAUUCACGGCCUUCGAAGUAGAAUGGAUGAUCUAUUGGAAAGGAAGAUAAACGAUCCAAGCAUUCGCAUUUCAGAGACGCCUGAGAUGAGACUGAUCGUCAAACUCCUGAUCACGGACGGUCUAAUGUAG